Carica papaya (papaya) is the source of this 1584-nucleotide messenger RNA. RefSeq lists its product as uncharacterized. NCBI's taxonomy places the organism in Eukaryota, Viridiplantae, Streptophyta, Magnoliopsida, Brassicales, Caricaceae. Gene Ontology annotation, molecular function: RNA binding; metal ion binding. The record is from RefSeq and is a predicted model, not a curated record. Gene Ontology annotation, biological process: mRNA splicing, via spliceosome. Gene Ontology annotation, cellular component: precatalytic spliceosome; U2 snRNP; catalytic step 2 spliceosome.
UAUUUCCAAAUUAAGUAUAAGAAAAAACUUCAAUCUGGGUUGUGGCUACCCGGGAAUUCCGUGGUUUACUUGACCCGGUUCAUCACGCUGCAAUUCCCUGUACCCGGUGCUCGGCGGUGACGAUUCCUUUGGGGUUCCAGAGCAGACUCAAAGAGGAAAGAGAGAAAGAGGGAGAGUCAUUCGAAAAUUGAGAGAUGAAUCCAUUAACGUUAGUGAAGAGAAUACAGAGCAUAAAUUCGAAGGAAGCAGACUUAGGGAUUUCCGAGGAGGCAUCGUGGCACGCCAAGUACAAAGAAUCUGCCUACAUCUUUGUCGGUGGCAUUCCCUUUGACCUCACCGAAGGCGAUAUCCUCGCAGUGUUUGCCCAAUAUGGGGAGAUUGUUGACGUUAACCUUGUUAGAGAUCGGGGUACUGGUAAAUCCAGAGGUUUUGCAUUUCUUGCUUACGAGGAUCAAAGGAGUACGAUUCUUGCUGUAGAUAACUUGAAUGGAGCGCAGGUUUUGGGUAGAACUAUACGUGUAGAUCAUUGUAGUAACUACAAAAAGAAAGAGGAGGAAGAUGAGGAGACCUGGCAGCAGAAGAGGGAGGCCCGGGGUGUUUGCCGUGCUUUCCAGAGAGGCGAAUGUACCCGUGGAGAUGGAUGCAAGUUUUCCCACGAUGAGCAAAGAGCUGCCAACACGGGUUGGGGUCAUGAGGAUAAGAGUUCAAAAUGGGGACAUGAUAAGUUUGACGGUUCAAAAAGGAAGGAGAGAAGAUUCAGUGAUCAAGAAGGUUUGGGAUUGGGGGAUAAGAGUCCAAGUUCCAGAGAAAAGGGCAAUAGCAGGUCGCUGGAGAGCCAUUCCAGGGAAAGUAAGGAGAGGAAUGACAAGAGAUUGCGAAGACAUGAUGAUGAUGAAAUCAAGCUCAAGUCAAGGGAUGAUCAUGAUAAGAAGCAAGAAAACAGAUUGAGAAAACGAUAUGAAGAUGAUGAAUUUGAGCGUAAGGCUAGAGAUAAUCGUGACAGGAGGGAAGAAAAGAGACCAAAACAGUAUGAUGGUAGUUCACCAAAGUCAAAAGAUGAUCCACUUAGGAGGGAAGAAAACAGAUCAAGGGAGAAUGAUGGCUAUGAUUCUAGGAGGGAAGAAAGGAAAUUUAGAAGGUACGAUGAUGGUGAAUAUGAGCCAAGAUCAAGGGAAGAUUAUCAUAUGAGGGAAGAAAAGAAAUCAAGAAGACAUGGUGAUGAUGAAGUUGAACCAAGGUCUAGAGGAGAACGCGAUGGCAAGGAACAAAAGGGAUCAAGGAGGCGUGAAUCAGGGUCCUCAUUGAGACGAGACCAGGACCAAUUAUCCAGUGACAAAUGGUCUAACCCUGAAAAGGAUUUGUCCUCCCACUAUCGUGGUGAGAGAGAUCGUUACCAGCGUAUGUCAGAUAGAUAACAACGUUGUACAUCUUAAUGGAACUUUGAGCUUACAUGUUUCCUAAGGUAGUUGUCCUUAUUGUAUUUAUCUGAUAGUUGUAAUCCCUUUAUCUUUGCCUAGGUUUUGUGCUACUCCUAGAAUUGUGCUUUUGCUUAUACGAAGGCAACUUGAGAAAUAGUAUUGGUAA